GAAAACAUUAUGUGAUCCUUUAAUCCGGAAAAGCACACGUCUCGUUCAGCAAAUACAUGUUCAUCAUGGCGCUGCUCAUGCAGUUACAGAAGGUGUCAGGUCAGUUGUUUAGCAAAUUUGCACCUCAGAAAUCGUGUGUUCGCUAUAAAUUCACGAACAAAGUUGCAAUUAGACGAAACAGAAGGAGGAAAAAUGACAUGUCUUGGGCCAUGGAAUUAUUAAAUUAUCAGAAGAAUGUGCUUACGAAGCAGCCCGAGCCCGAGCCACUUCACCUAGUCACCAAAAUCAAACCUGUGUAUGGAAGAUCAGCUCAGGAACGCAAGGUUUUAAUGGCUCUGGGAUUUACAUCAAAGCCAGAUGCCAAGAACGCGCCAAAGUAUGUGAUUGUGAAGAACACCCCUGAUGUAAACAGUCAGUUAAUGGCCAUCAAACAUCUGGUGAGAAUCACUCCCAUCACAUUUCCUUAUGGAGUUCCUCAGGGUGAGGAGGAUUUUGAGCAUUGUCACCUUAAUGACAAUGGCCAGUUCCUGGUAGUGCGUGACGUCACACCUAAGAAUGAGCGGGAGCUGUUACCGGUGGCGCCGAAAACAGAGUCCGUGUGGGAAAUGGACGUCCAGACGAUACAGAAACAUACAGAACAGAUCAAAAGAGACUGGAGUCUGAACGAAGAGUUCUUCACAGCCGAUCCUGUGUACAAAUUAAAUCAAGACGGUAAAGAAUAUCGGUAUUUUGGUGACAAAUCAGGUGCUGGUAUUAAACAUUACAAUGAACUUAUUGACUACAGGGACGGCUCAAAGAAAAAGUCAUAACUAGCCUUACAUUGAAUGUUUAUAUUGUGUGUAAAUUAAAAAAUAAAUAUAUAUGAUAUUAAA
Messenger RNA from Ostrea edulis (European flat oyster), 872 nucleotides. RefSeq lists its product as uncharacterized. The transcript is spliced from 3 exons. Gene Ontology annotation, cellular component: mitochondrion; large ribosomal subunit. Gene Ontology annotation, biological process: translation. NCBI's taxonomy places the organism in Eukaryota, Metazoa, Mollusca, Bivalvia, Ostreida, Ostreidae. The record is from RefSeq and is a predicted model, not a curated record. Gene Ontology annotation, molecular function: structural constituent of ribosome. The coding region runs from base 57 to 809 and encodes 250 amino acids.